UUCUACCUGAAGACUGAAGUCCUCUCCCGCUCUCUAGUGCCUAACAGGGACACAUUUUCUGAGAACUCCAAGCGUUUCAUCUUCAUGAUUCCGUUGAAGCUUCAUCAACCCUCUCCAUCUUUCCCUAUUUCCCAAACUACCCCUCUCCACCUCUCUCUCACCCAACCUCACUUUCCAAUAUUACCGCUCUCUCCAACCCCUCACAAACCCACUGUUUUCCUCAAACCCAACCCCUUCUCUUUCCCAAUCCCUCUCUCCAAGCCCACCUUCAAAUUGUUUAGUGUUUCGAAAGCUGAAGCACCGAUUACUGGCAAUGAAGGAGGCUACACCAAACCUUCACCGGAGCGGGAAGACUUGUCUCCAAACGGCGCCGUUUAUCGGAAGACACUGGCAUUGGUGGAGUGCUCCAUGUUCGCCGCGCUCACCGGCUUGGUCUACUUCUUGAGCAAUUCUCUCGCAAUUGAGAAUUACUUUGGCUGUGUCUUCGCGUUGCCAAUAGUAAUCUCCUCAAUGAGAUGGGGCGUUGCAGCUGGAAGGAAAACUAUGGUGGCAACAACCAUGCUAUUACUUGUCUUGUCUGGUCCAGUGAAAGCCUUAACCUAUCUGCUUAGGCAUGGAAUAGUUGGCUUCACAAUGGGUACUUUGUGGAGGUCAGGAGCAAAUUGGACUCUUUCAAUUUUGUUGUGCACUAUCGUUCGAGCAAUUGGUGCUGUGGGAUAUGUCUUAAUAACUUCAUUCUUGCUAAGAGAAAACAUACUUGCUUUGAUCACCAUAAACAUUCAUGCUUCUCUGACAUUCCUGCUCACUGCUACGGGCAUCAAUACAAUUCCAUCGAUGAAUGUGAUAUAUGCCAUAUUUGCGACCUUGGUUUUACUGAAUUGUGGAUGCUUCAUAUUCUUGCUCCACAUUUUGUAUUCUGUCUUCCUUACCAGGCUUGGGAUGAAGCCUUCACUGAGAUUGCCAAGAUGGAUAGAGAGGGCUGUAUAAUUGCAUCUGCAGGCAAGGCAUUGAGUCAUUUUUAGUUUAUGUUAUACCAUUCGAUAAACGUGUUAGAAAAAAUCAAUAGCUAUUUUUUGUUGUUGGGGGAGGGGCUCUCAUUUUGGUUAGAUUCAGUAUACGUAUUCAAGUUAAUUUUUCAUGUAAAUGUGUUUUAAGUCAUUUGUAUUGGCAAUAAAUCUGAUACCUGAAUUACAACUACCAUAAGUCACUACUGUAAACAAGAUUACAUGUAUAAUUUUUUUCAUGCAUCCAAUUCAUAUGUACGAACAAGCUGGGCGGAUGCCUAACUUACUAGUCAAAAGUUCUAUAGUUGCUAGUGCAA
Alnus glutinosa is the source of this 1321-nucleotide messenger RNA. RefSeq lists its product as uncharacterized. The record is from RefSeq and is a predicted model, not a curated record. The coding region runs from base 85 to 987 and encodes 300 amino acids. Lineage: Eukaryota; Viridiplantae; Streptophyta; Magnoliopsida; Fagales; Betulaceae. The transcript has 8 exons.